AUGCAACAGUCACUAAACCCACAACCCAAGCAAUGCCACAGUCACUACACCCACAACCCAAGCAAUGCCACAGUCACUACACCCACAACCCGAGCAAUGUCACAGUCACUACAACCACAACCCGAGCAAUGCCAUAGUAACUACACCCACAACCCGAGCAAUGCAACAGUCACUACACCCACAAACCCAGAAAUGCCUCAGUUACUACACCCACAACCCGAGCAAUGCCACAGUCACUACACCCACAACCCGAGCAAUGUCAGAGUUACUACACCCACAACCACCCGAGCAAUGCCAAAGUUACUACACCAACAACUCGAGAAAUGCCACAGUUACUACACCCACAGCCCGAAAAUUGCCACAGUCACUAUAUCACAACCCGAGCAAUGUCCCAGUCACUACACUCACAACCCGAGCAAUGCAAAAGUCACUACACCCACAACCCGAGCAGUGCCACAGACUCUACACCCACAACCCGAGCAAUGUCACAGUCACUACACCAACAACCCAAGCAAUGCCAUAGUCACUACACCCACAACCCCAGCAAUGCCACAGUCACUACACCCACAACCCGAGCAAUGCCAUAGUCACAACACCCACAACCCGAGCAAUGUCACAGUCACUACACCCACAACCCGAGCAAUGCCACAGUCACUACACCCACAACCCGAGCAAUGCCACAGUCACUACACCCACAACCCAAGCAAUGUCAGAGUUACUACACCCACAACCACCCGAGCAAUGCCACAGUUACUACACCAACAACCCGAGCAAUGCCGCAGUCACUACACCCACAACCCGAGCAAUGCAAUAGUCACAAUACCCACAACCCGAGCAAUGUCACAGUCACUACACCCACAACCCGAGCAAUGUCACAGUCACUACACCCACAACCCCAGCAAUGUCAUAGUCACUACACCCACAACCCGAGCAAUGGCACAGUCACUACACACACAACCCGAGCAAUGUCAUAGUCACUACACCCACAACCCGAGCAAUGCCACAGUCACUAUACCCACAACCCGAGCAAUGCCACAGUCAUUACACCCUAAACCCGAGCAAUGUCACCGUCACUACACCCACUACCCUAGCAAUGUCAUAGUUACUGAACCCACAACCCGAGCAAUGUUAUAG
Molecule: messenger RNA, 1134 nt
Organism: Mya arenaria
Lineage: Eukaryota; Metazoa; Mollusca; Bivalvia; Myida; Myidae
Exons: 2
Coding region: 1-1134 (377 amino acids)
Source: RefSeq, a predicted model, not a curated record